Aplosporella prunicola CBS 121167 is the source of this 1964-nucleotide messenger RNA. RefSeq lists its product as uncharacterized. The transcript has 4 exons. Gene Ontology annotation, biological process: ergosterol biosynthetic process; farnesyl diphosphate metabolic process. Gene Ontology annotation, molecular function: squalene synthase [NAD(P)H] activity. Gene Ontology annotation, cellular component: endoplasmic reticulum membrane. NCBI's taxonomy places the organism in Eukaryota, Fungi, Ascomycota, Dothideomycetes, Botryosphaeriales, Aplosporellaceae. The record is from RefSeq and is a predicted model, not a curated record. The coding region runs from base 193 to 1656 and encodes 487 amino acids.
CUCGGCGUUUCCCCUAAUUACCCAGUCGAAGCAUGUUAGCAUAGAUCCGGUCUGCUUCCUCUUCCUGCUCGCGUAAACAACAACGCAUUUAGUUAUAUGCAUCCCCGGCGGAGACUUACGUUCACCAGAUAAUCUCUUUUCUCUUCAGAAACCACCAAUUCCCCUUGCGGAAGACUUUCUACCACCGCCAACAUGCCCAAGGUCUCGGAUGUUGUAUACUACGCGUUCCACGCGAAGGAGCUGCGCUCAAUAAUGCAAUGGAAAAUCUGGCACAACCCCGUUCACGAGCGCGACGAGUCCAAGGAAUGUCAUUCGCUGCGCAUGUGCUUCAGCUACCUUGAUAUGACCAGCCGUAGUUUCAGCGCUGUCAUCAAGGAACUGCACCCCGAACUUCUUGUGCCGGUCUGCCUCUUCUACCUCAUCCUCCGCGGUCUCGAUACCAUCGAAGAUGACAUGACAAUUCCCCUCGAGAAGAAGGAGCCUCUCCUCCGCGACUUUGACAAGAUCAUAACCAAGGAGGGUUGGACGUUCACGGAGAAUGGGCCUAACGAGAAGGAUAGGGAGUUGCUCGUCCACUUCAACUACGUGAUCGAGGAGUACCUAAAGCUCAAGCCCGCCUAUCAGGCGAUCAUCAAGGACAUUACGAAGAAGAUGGGCGAUGGAAUGGCCGACUACGCGAACAAUGCGGAACACAAUGAGAAGGGUGUCAACACGGUCAAGGAUUACGAGCUCUACUGCCACUACGUCGCUGGUCUGGUCGGCGAGGGCCUGACUCAGCUUUUCGUCGAGGCCAAGCUUGCCAACGACGGAUUGCUGAAGCGGUCGGAGCUCCACGAAUCUAUGGGCCAGUUCCUGCAACAAGUCAACAUCAUCAGAGACAUCAAGGAAGACUUGGAUGAUGGGCGGAGGUUCUGGCCGAGGGAGAUCUGGUCGAAGCAUGUCGAAAACUUCGAAGAUCUCUUCAAGCCGGAGAACUUGGACGCUGCGCUCAACUGCAGCUCGGAGAUGGUCCUCACUGCUCUCAAGAGAGCUCCUGAGUGUAUCUACUAUUUGGCGGGCAUUAGGGAUCAGAGCGUAUUCAACUUCGCCGCUAUCCCUCAGGCAAUGGCCAUUGCUACCCUGGAUGUUUGCUUCCGCAAUCCAGACGUGUUCAAGAAGAACGUCAAGAUCACCAAGGGUCAAGCAUGCGAAUUGAUGAUCCAAUCGACUCAGAAUUUGCAGCUCGUCUGCGAUAUCUUCAGGAAGUUUGCGAAGAAGAUUGCGAAGAAGAACAACCCCAAAGACCCCAACUUCCUGCAAAUUAGCAUGGCUUGCGGCAAGAUUGAACAGUUUAUCGAGUCCAUUUUCCCGUCGCAGACAGCCAAGAACAGGGAGAUGAAGCCUGUCGUCAACCCUGAGGAAGCGGAGAAACAAAAGGCGUUGAAGGAAGAGGCCAAGUGGGAGAUGAUCUACAUGGGACUUGCCGUAGUGUGCACGCUAACCCUGGUAACCCUGAUGAUGGUCUUCGUGGCUUGGGUCGCUGGCGCCAGGUUCGAUAUUGCCUUUGACCAGAUCAAGAAGGGCGUCUUCCGUGCACCCGAGCCUGGUUCGCUCGAGGUGCAGGACACCGUUCAGAAAUUCGACCAAGCCCAGCACGCGGUGCACGAGGAGUUGUAACGACGGCACGUACAUCUGCUUUUUCGCGUUUGAUAUCCUAAGGCUGCCUAAUGCACAUAAUAACCAACAGCGCAAUGCAUGUAAAUCCCCCACCCGUCCUUUUCCACGAUGUUUCAGUGAGACCACAACCAAUAGCACGGAUGUCAAAUUACAAUCAUGCCACUGCAAUGGCGUAGGUUGUGCCGAAGAUGUGCUGAAAUAGACCUACAUUACCCGGUAAUCGGGAACUUCUGUCUUUGCGCUUCUUUCUACCGUGGAGCUCAAGACAGUCGGUGCGGUACACAUAAUUCUGGUAGCUCUUGAAAUGG